This is a messenger RNA of Microsporum canis CBS 113480, 432 nucleotides long. RefSeq lists its product as uncharacterized. The transcript is spliced from 2 exons. NCBI's taxonomy places the organism in Eukaryota, Fungi, Ascomycota, Eurotiomycetes, Onygenales, Arthrodermataceae. The record is from RefSeq and is a predicted model, not a curated record. The coding region runs from base 1 to 432 and encodes 143 amino acids.
AUGGCGGUAGACAUGGAAGAAACUCCGAACUACGAGAAUCCGUUUUCAAAACAAGAGAACAUCAGUAUUUACAAGUCUAAUAUGGACAACCAUCCUGGUGCCGAUAUUGAAGCUUUGAUAGCCCAGAAUUGCGAGCGGCGGCCCCCCUUCACCCCGAUAUCCAUCCAUGGACUCCGGUGGGCGGGUGAACUCAACGCAUCAAUACAAGUGUUUGCCAAAGAUCCUAUCACCGGAGAGCCAAUAGAAAAGGCUCCAAGGACUGUGAGGGAAUCAAAAGAUAUACCAGCCUUUGAGGAGUGUCCGAACCUGAACGUCAGAAUCUCAGACCUGGUGCCCAUGGAAGGCGGUGUUGAUAGCAAAUAUUUGGCUUUAGACUGGGACGAGCUGCGGUUUCUCCUUGCCGCUUCAAGGCAGAGACUGGCAAGUAAAUGA